Chinchilla lanigera (long-tailed chinchilla) is the source of this 1198-nucleotide messenger RNA. RefSeq names its product carbonyl reductase 1 (gene Cbr1). The record is from RefSeq and is a predicted model, not a curated record. NCBI's taxonomy places the organism in Eukaryota, Metazoa, Chordata, Mammalia, Rodentia, Chinchillidae. Gene Ontology annotation, molecular function: carbonyl reductase (NADPH) activity. Bases 108 to 938 code for a protein of 276 amino acids. The transcript is spliced from 3 exons.
CUGCGCGGGGAGGGGGCAGCGCGACUCCCUAGUAAAGAGCGGCUGCGCGCAGUUUCCGGCGGCCGCUUGUGCCCCUCUCCGCGAGUUUCCCCAGCGGCUACGCAGCCAUGUCUUGCACCCGAGUGGCGCUGGUGACCGGGGCCAACAAGGGCAUCGGCUUCGCCAUCACCCGCGAGCUCUGCCGGCGGUUCCCGGGGGACGUGGUGCUCACGGCGCGGGACGAGGCGCGGGGCCGGGCGGCGGUGCAGCAGCUGCAGGCCGAGGGGCUGAGCCCGCGCUUCCACCAGCUGGACGUGGACGACCUGCAGAGCAUCCGCGCGCUGCGCGACUUCCUGCGCAGGGAGUACGGGGGCCUCGACGUGCUGGUCAACAACGCGGGCAUCGCCUUCAAGAUGGCAGAUCCCACACCCUUUCAUAUUCAAGCAGAAGUAACAAUGAAAACAAACUUUUUUGGUACCCGAGAUGUCUGCACAGAGCUGCUCCCCCUGAUGAAACCACAAGGGAGAGUGGUGAACGUGUCAAGCAUGGUGAGUCUCUCAUCCCUUAAACGCUGCAGCCCAGAGCUGCAGCAGAAGUUUCGAAGUGAGACCAUCACCGAGGAGGAGCUGGUGGGGCUCAUGAACAAGUUCGUGGAAGACACGAAGAAUAAAGUGCACGAGAAGGAAGGCUGGCCCAACACUGCAUAUGGGGUGUCCAAGAUCGGCGUCACGGUCCUGUCCAGAAUCCAAGCCAGGAAACUCAGUGAAGAGAGGAGAGGGGACAAGAUCCUACUGAACGCCUGCUGCCCGGGGUGGGUGAGAACUGACAUGGCGGGGCCCUCGGCUACCAAAAGCCCAGAAGAAGGAGCAGAGACCCCCGUGUACUUGGCCCUUCUGCCCGCUAAUGCUGAGGGGCCACAUGGACAGUUUGUUCAGGAAAAAAGAGUUGAACAAUGGUGAGCGCACCUCACACCUCCACCCGUGGUUGCCAUAUUGUACCGUAGGCUGAUGUGACACAAAGGACAUUGGUAUUGUCCAGAAUAUCCCUGUUUAACAAAAAAUAAACCAUCCCAGUCAAGUAUUCAUUACUAACCUAGUGGAAUAAGCUACUCACUAAGCAGAUACUAAUUCUUUGAUGGCUUUUGUGACAUUCUCUUUGACCUACCAAGAAGAAAAGGAGAAAUGGCUAGAAAUAAUGAAUAAAAUAAUUUCUGAAUAAA